UUUCAUGCGCGAGCUCUGCACGAGUAACUCCACCAAGCCUCGCGCACAGUGUUUGUUGUUCUCCACUUUAUUUAAGUAAGCAAAGAUAAGAAUGAACUGGACGGCGCUGAACAGCACGGACGCGGGUGUCCACUCCGGGAGCGCUGAGACUUUUCCCGCGUGCUGCGCGUGGUCCUCAGGUGCCCCAGACUCCGGUUUGGACCCGGGCGGUGCGCACGAGCGCGACUCCUUCGCCCCGAACAUGGUGCAGGUCGCCGUGGUGUGCGUGCUCUCACUCACCGUGGUCUUCGGCAUCUUUUUCAUGGGCUGUAACCUGAUGAUUAAAUCAGUCGGCAUGAUAAACUUCCUCGUCACGGACAGAAGAUACUCCAAGGACGUCGAGGCGGUUGUAGUGGGCUCGUAGUGGAAAGAUGUGUCCAUGCGGAUGUUCUCAAAUGGACGCAUAUGAUCAGAUGCUCUGAGGAUAUUUGGGAUUUUCAUAGUGGUGCAUGGAAGAGGAAAAAACUUUAUAACGCACACAGUUGAAUGAAUAACCUGCCAUGGCAUGGUGACAUUCCCUGGUGUUAGCUAUUCUGCACUGGAUGAUUUAUUAAAAAAUCUUAGAAAACUGCUUUGUUUUAAUGCAACCUGGACUGAUAAAAGAUGCAACCGAUUAAACAGUCCCAAUAUUACAGAGUGUCAGUAAGAUUUCUGGACAUUUCUGUGCUUCUGAAAAUGUGAUACUCCAGUCUCGAAUGGAUGUACACCUUGUUGUACUAUGCUCUUGUUGUACUCUUCUUCAUCCAUGAGUUAUUUGUACUUGAGUGCGUGUACUUUAACUUUUUAACUCUACGAAACUCUCACAAUAUUUACAUUCUACCUAUGAUGAAAGAUGACAUUAAUUAUUAUUCUUAUUAAUGGAAAAGAAAGUUAAGAUUUAACAGCAUGCCUAAUAUCUUGCAUCUCAAAGGCCAUAUUGAUACUAUGUAGACAAAUCCUUGAUCUGUCAAGGCUCCUAAAUGGGGAGAAAAAGUAUUUAAAAUAAAUGUACUUUUUUUUCAGAGUAGUUUUUGUUAUAGAAAUUAUGUCAUAGGAAAUAAUGUAAUAUAUGUGAAACUUAAACAAUUUGUUUAUUCUAAUUGCCUGGUUGUUGUUUAAAUCGUAAAACUGUAAACCUCCUGGUCAUGUAAUGUACAACCCUUUAACAGUAGCACAAACAUGAGUUAAUUUCCAUAAUGCAUGGUCAUCCUUGGCUUUAAUGUUGGGAUUACAGUGAUUCUCCAUGACCUCAGUGCAAUUUCUUUGUCAUCGUUGCAGUAAAUGAGAGCGCAGAAUGAAGGGAAAUUAACUUGGAGUUGAAAUAAAAUUAGUGGCCACAGCAACUGGCCAAAUACAAUUAUAUGUCUGUAAUGAUCUGAAAUAAUUGUCAUCUCAUAGCUGAUUAUUGCUAAGAAUAAAAAAAAGAGAUGUAAUUGUGCACCUGUUAAUAAACACUAUUAGAAUUAAAGAGCACCCAUGAAUUUGUAGGUGGUGUCAAUAGCAAUAAAAAGGCUAUUAGUAGUGCAGAGAAAAUUCCAAAAGUACACACAGUGAUUCAGCCACUUCAUAAUUCCAAAUAUCUGAGUCACUUUUGACUCCAUUGGCAGUUGUAAUCUUGGAGCCUAAACACUGCUGAAUGAAAAACUUACAAAAAACUCACAAUGACCUAAUGCAUUGUGUCAAUGCAUUAGGUCAUCCAGGGGCAGCAUUUGAACGUGUACAACUGUAAACAGAUGAGAAGCUGUUCUGUUUAGAACCAGAGCCAAGUACUGGGAUGUAUAUACAUUAUUGACAAACAUUGUAACUAAAAAACAGCCACAGCUACAGAAUUAAAAUCUGUACUUGUUUAUUGAUAUGUAGCAUAUUUCCAAAAUUGAAUUUCAAAUUAGUGCAUCUCAUGUGCUUAUACAGUAUGUACUGCAGCCUAUAAUCAGGUGAAGAACUACAUUUAGUGUGAUUUGUAUAUUUUCAUGUAUUUUUGUUUUAUUACUUUUGUGUAUUUGUAUUUUCACACAAUCUGUUUUUCCCCUCAUCAUUCUACAUACAAUACUCCAU
Messenger RNA from Clarias gariepinus (North African catfish), 2073 nucleotides. It is a transcript of the gene rprmb, whose product is annotated as reprimo, TP53 dependent G2 arrest mediator candidate b. The transcript has a single exon. The coding region runs from base 92 to 403 and encodes 103 amino acids. Lineage: Eukaryota; Metazoa; Chordata; Actinopteri; Siluriformes; Clariidae. The record is from RefSeq and is a predicted model, not a curated record.